Messenger RNA from Amphiprion ocellaris (clown anemonefish), 1928 nucleotides. RefSeq lists its product as uncharacterized. Gene Ontology annotation, molecular function: nucleic acid binding. NCBI's taxonomy places the organism in Eukaryota, Metazoa, Chordata, Actinopteri, Pomacentridae. The transcript has a single exon. The record is from RefSeq and is a predicted model, not a curated record. Gene Ontology annotation, biological process: DNA integration. The coding region runs from base 1 to 1524 and encodes 507 amino acids.
AUGGGAUCGCCAAGAGUACAAAGGUGGGCUGUCAAACUCAGUGCAUACCAGUACAACAUUGUCUACAAACCAGGCAAACAUCACGCAAAUGCAGACGCGUUGAGCAGAUUGCCAGUCCCUGUCAAAUUAAGGAAAGAGGAGAGGACUGAGCAAGUGCUAAUGAUGGACAUACUAGAUGAGACACUGAUAAGUGCAAAGCAGAUAAAGAGCUGGACCUCAAAAGAUUCUGUAUUAGCACAAGUACAUGAAUACAUUCUCAAAGGAUGGCCUGCAGUAACUGAUCCAAACCUUAAGGCAUUCCACCAGAGGAAAAUGGAGCUCAGUGUAAGAGAUGGCUGCAUCCUCUGGGGAGCUCGAGUUGUAAUUCCUACAAAAGGAAGAGAAAGGAUGCUGAAACUGUUACAUCAAACUCACACGGGAAUGACUAAAAUGAAAGGACUGGCCAGAUCAUACAUGUGGUGGCCAGGAAUGGACCAAGACGUUGAGAGAACUGUUCAGGCAUGUCAUGAAUGCCAGGCGCAUCAAAAAGCACCUGCCCAUGCACCUUUACACCCGUGGGAAUGGCCUGAGUCACCAUGGUUGACAGUUCAUGUGGACUACGCUGGACCAUUCCAAGGAGAAAUGUUUCUCGUGAUUGUGGACGCACAUUCAAAGUGGCUUGAUGUUUACCCAACUAAAACAUGCACCUCCCAAGUCACUAUUGAAAAACUCAGACAAAGCUUCAGUAUUUUCGGAAUACCAAAAAUCCUUGUGUCUGACAAUGGAACUUGCUUCACAAGUACAGAGUUCCAAGAUUUCGUGAAGAAAAAUGGAAUACAUCAUGUGAGAUCCGCCCCAUUUCACCCAUCUACAAAUGGACUUGCUGAGAGAGCGGUUCAGACUUUCAAAGAGGGGAUGAAGAAGAUGAAAGAAGGGACAAUACAAACAAGGUUAUCAAGAUUCUUGUUUAGCUACCGGAUCACACCUCACGCAACAACAGGAUUAUCACCUGCAGAACUCAUGAUGUCACGUAGGCUAAGAUCAGCCCUGGAUUUGGUUCGUCCAGAUGUGAAAACCAAAGUGCUACAAAAGCAGCUGAAACGGAAAGAGAACCAUGAUGCACGCAGUAAACAGAGAGGAUUUACAUCAGGAGAUGAUGUGCUCAUCAGGAACUAUUCCUAUGGACCAAAGUGGAUUCCUGGAGUUAUUCAAGACUUUUCAGGACCUCUUUCGUAUACUGUUAAUGUUGGUUCUGGUCAAGUUGUAAAAAGGCACGUGGAUCAGGUCAGAGCUAGAUUGGCAGAUUCUGAGCUAAAUGUUGAGAAAGAGAGAAGCUUAGUGUUGUUUCCGGACACUACUCAAAAUGUUGUUACACUACCUGACAUGACCAAACCUCACAUGUUAGAAGAGCAGAGUCCUAACGCAGAGAAAAUUGUGUCAGAGAUACCUUCUGUCUCAGAUAUUCAGAAACGGGCUGAGCUAGAAACAAGACAUUCCACUAGAGAGAGACGUACCCCUACUCACCUUAAAGAUUUUGUUUGUUAAAGUAAAAAAAAAAAAGGAAAGCUUAAUAGAAUUUAUUGCUUAGUUUUGGGCUAAGUCAUCUUCAAUUUAUUAUUGUGAAUAUGUUAUGUACACCUAUUGGCUUAAAUUGCCAUGGUUGGUUUUUGCUUAAAGGUGAGGGAGAUGUGGUAUACUGAGAUUUAGUAUUAUUGUUUUGGAUGUUAUGCCAGGGCUUGUUCCAGGUUAGAUGUGCAAGAGUACUGUGGACAGUGAUUGUUGCAAUGUUGUGUUGUUGUUGUGCGGUUUCUCCAGUAGAGGGCGCACGAGCGUAAUGUUACCUGAUGGAUGUUGAUGUUGUGAGAGAACCCCAGAAGAAGCGGUACCAAAAGAGAGAUGUGCUUGGUGGUUGUAUAUGAACUUCAGUAAAAGCAACUGAACUAACUUGA